Molecule: messenger RNA, 1665 nt
Organism: Penicillium expansum
Lineage: Eukaryota; Fungi; Ascomycota; Eurotiomycetes; Eurotiales; Aspergillaceae
Product: glycosyltransferase
Exons: 3
Coding region: 1-1665 (554 amino acids)
Molecular function (GO): UDP-glycosyltransferase activity
Source: RefSeq, a predicted model, not a curated record
AUGAGUCAGUCCCAGGUGCACCCAUCUCGAAAGAUCUUGCUGGUGGUUACCACCGGGGGGUUCACCCAUGCCGCUCCGGUUCUGGAAAUUGGCCGGGUACUCGCGGAACGUGGUCACGAAAUUGAAUUCGCGACACUCGACGGACAAGAGAGCUGGGUGAAACCUGAGUAUGACUUUGUCAACAAGCUUCACCAGUUAGGCCCUGGACCAACUCCCGAACAACUCGAUGGUCACUAUCGACGAAUGCAGGCAUGGGAUAUCUCCAAGGGUAUCGGACAAGCUAUGGGAUCCAAAUACCUGUUCGACUCCUUCUGGCCACAAACCUACCAUCAUCUCAAAGAGAUCAUGGAUGACCCCGCGACUCGACCAGACAUGAUAAUUGCCGAUUUCUUUGUUGAGGCAGCCAACGAUAUUCACUUCGAGUACAAGUUACCAAUCGCGGUCGUCUGUCCCAACAUGCCUUUAUUCCAGUUACCCUGUUCGUACAUCCCAGGCAAACCCGGCUUCCAACUUCCAGGGACCAUGACAUCCGAAGAUACUCCGAUGUGGCUGCGUAUCAUGAACGAGAUCUUCUUCUUCCCGGAUCUUCCUACCAUCAUCCGCGCAGGAAAAUGGAGCAAGAAGAUGCGAAGUGACAAUGGCGUCUUUUAUCCCCCUCACAAACCCAGUAAACCAGACUAUCUCAUCUUUGUCAACUCUUUCUUUGGGUUGGAGAUCCCGCGCGAUCUACCUCCAACCGCUGCUCCUGUGGGUCCUCUCCUGAGUCCGACCUACCCGCCACUAGACCCGGAAUGCGGGGCAUUCUUGGCCAAGCAUAAAUCAGUCCUUUAUAUCGCCCUUGGCACUCAUAUCAUCCUGCCCCAUCAGGAUGCUGCCAAGAUAGUGGAGGCUGCAAAUCGUCUCAAACAGGAUGGAUUAAUCGAUGGUGUGAUUUGGGCUAUGGGCAAGACCUGUCGGGCAGACCUUGACCGCAGCGCAUCCUUCCCCGUCAACGUCGGCGAUUCGAAAGAAACUACCAUGGGCGAUCUACUUGACAACAAACAUCCGGACUGGGUCUUCCCAUUCUUCGCCCCCCAACGUGCCGUCCUCGACAGCGAGUCAACCAAACUCUAUUUCACCCACGGUGGAGGCUCUAGCGCCAACGAGGGACUUUACCAUGGAAAGCCGAUGCUAUCAAUGGGUAUCUUCUCCGACCAAAUCGCCAACACCGCUCGACUCGUCGCAGGAGGUGUGGCCGAGUCAUUGAGCAAGCUUAGCUUUACAUCGGACGAGGUCUACGACAAAGCCAAGAAGAUUCUCAAGUCUGAAAACGAGACAUACAGCCAGAAUGUGCUGCGUCUGCAGCGCAUUGCUCAUGUGGCUAGUCGCCGCAAGUACCAUGCGGCCGAUCUAAUUGAGGAACUCAUGUACGACAAUGAGCUACGUUUUAAAGACGGCAAGGAAUUGCGCCCGAUGCACUUGCAGACGGCCGAUAUGCGCAUUUCUACGUUCAAGGCUAAGAACUGGGAUCUCUAUGCUGUCGGUGGAUUGGCACUAGCUGCGGUUGUGGGAUCGACGUGGAUGGCUGGUCGCUUUGCGUGGCGGUUUCGCGGUCCUGUGAUCGGACAGGUCCGAUCUACUACUCUUGCAGGCUGGAGGGCUUUAAAGAAUACUUUCAACAAGUAG